This is a messenger RNA of Bombyx mori (domestic silkworm), 3448 nucleotides long. Its product is annotated as tol-Pal system protein TolA. The coding region runs from base 1742 to 2659 and encodes 305 amino acids. The record is from RefSeq and is a predicted model, not a curated record. NCBI's taxonomy places the organism in Eukaryota, Metazoa, Arthropoda, Insecta, Lepidoptera, Bombycidae. The transcript is spliced from 5 exons.
AGACCGAGAACGUCUAAUGUGUUCUAUCUCAUUCUCUCGCCGGCUGUGUCCUAUACAUUUAUGUGUUUGUGUCUCUAUGGACUUAUUUUUUCGUUUCAUCGAGUUUGAAAUCAUAACGAUUCUAAAGAAGUUUCACUUUAAUUAUUUAAUGUUACAAAAAAUGGGACUGUAGAUGAAAUAACUCGCUGUCUCUCUCGCAGGCCCGCAUUUUGGUCGCAAUGACGUCACGAGCCGUUACGCGCGUCCCAUAUCUAGAACGGUUAUGGAUGGAUUUUUGCAUUAGGAUAAAUAACUUUUAUAGUGAGGGGUAGAUCUCAGGGGUAUUUUUAUUCAAUAAAACUAUGGGUUAGCCACCAGUAUCGAAUUUCGAAUUCUAAUCUUUCUUAAACACAAACAAUUUUCAAUUUUAAAACGAUAAUUACAUUCCGACGCAAGCGCACGCUAUUCACACUCAAAACGGAAGCGCCCGGAACAUAGAUUAUACACUCUGUUAAAAGACGGACAUAGAUACUAGCUAUGAUAGAUAUGAUAGAUAGAUACUAGCUUCACUGCGAAGAAGGACCCUUUUGUCAUGGCGCCGGAAUUUCAAGGAGUAUCCCUGCAGCUUUCCGCGAGUAUCUGGAUUCUGGGGGUCGAUAUUUCGAGCGAUGUCCAGUUUCGGAGUCAUUUGGAAGGUAAAGCCAAAUUGGCCUCUAAAAUGUUGGGAGUUCUUAACAGAGCGAAGCGGUAUUUCACGCCUGGACAGAGACUUGCGCUUUAUAAAGCGCAGGUCCGACCUCGCGUGGAGUACUGCUUUCACCUCUGGGCCGGGGCUCCCAAAUACCAGCUACUUCCAUUUGACUCCAUACAGAAACGGGCUGUUCGGAUGGUCGAUAGUCCUGCUCUCGCGGAUCGCUUGGAACCUCUGGGUCUACGGAGGGACUUCGGUUCUCUCUGUGUUUUAUACCGCAUGGUCCAUGGGGAAUGCUCUGAGGAAUUAUUCGAAAUGAUUCCCUCAUCUCCUUUUUAUCAUCGCACCUCCCGCCAUCGGAGCAGAGUUCAUUCAUAUUAUCUGGAACCGCUGCGUUCAUCGACAGUGCGUUUCCAAAGAUCUUUUUUGCCACGUACCAUCCGGCUUUGGAAUGAACUCCCCUCCACGGUGUUUUCCGAGCGCUAUGACAUGUCCUUCUUCAAACGAGGCUUGCGGAGAGUACUUUAAGGUAGGCAGCGGCUUGGCUCUGCCCCUGGUAUUGCUGACGUCCAUGAGCGACGGUGACCACUUACCAUCAGGUGGGCCGUAUGCUCGUCUGCCUACAAAGGCAAUAAAAAAAAAAGUAUAGCGAGCGGGCAUACGGCCGCGAGAGUGACGUACGGGUCGGUUUGCUAUACUUUUUAAUUAUAAUAUGAAAUAAAAAGUUUUUAUGCAAUUUUGAUUUGCCGAGCGAUACUGAAAAUGUAAAAUGUAGCCUUUCGCUAGCGUCAGAAGUUACAGUAAAAGCGUGGCCAUGUUUAGAAACACCGCAGAACGACUGUUAUGAAAUAGGCUAAAAUGCAAAAUUCACGAAAACUGUACAAAGUUAUUCAAUCAAUUGUUGUACAAUCAUGGAUCUUUUUGAAUGUGAAACGUAAUAUUACUAAAUGAAACGAUAUCGUGACCCGAAGUCUGAACUAGAAGGAAAUUGGAUCUAACUGAAAACAAUAAUGCAUUUUACGUAAGUUAAAAAGAUGGAGAUACAAGUUGGAAUUCGACUGGGGUAUAACAAUGAAGACUUUUAGGACUUUACUGCUCUGUAUGGGAACCUUAUACCUGGCGUCGGCAGCUCCAGUAGCCCGGAAUAAUUCACCACAGCAUGCCGAAUAUGAAUACGAUUACGACAGCUCCGCCCAGCAAGUGCAGGCCCAGGAGCCUCAAGAAUCCGCCAGCCACUACGACGCUUACAUCCAAGACGUCAAAGCAGCCACAAGCGGCGACACCAAAAAAGGUUACAGCAGAGGAAGUGGUCUAAGAACUAUUGCUGUCGGUUCGGCGAAUCAAGCGAAAACAGCGCUUGGAAAUCAAGCCGCGGCGGCGUAUCAGGCGGCGUAUGUGGCCAAGAAUACCCUCGCGCAGUCCGCGGCGCAGGCUAGUGCCACUGCUCAGGCGGCGUUGGCAGGAAAGCAGGUCAUCCUGUCAGGAUUAGAGCAGCAAGUCAGGGACGCCAAGGUUGCGCUCCAAGGUGAAGAAAUGCAGUUGCAACAAGCCAAGAGAGCCGCCCAGUCAGCCGCCCAGGCCGCGCAGCAAGCUAUGCAUCAGGUGAACGUGAUCCAAGCAGCCCUGAACGCAGCCCAAGCAACAUCAGAGAACGCCAAUGAAGCGGCCUCCCAGGCGGCAGGUGAAUUAGGAGCUCAGACCGCUAUGGUUGGAGCUGCAAGGCAGAGGCUCCACACUCUCCAGGAACAGUUGCACGGAGUCAGAAUCGACUUCGAGGCAACGCAGUCGGCUGCCAGAAAGGCCCAGGCCGCGGCACAACAAGCUCAGGCAAACGCUGCGGAGGCUGCAGCCAAAGCGGCAGCCGCUGGUCUUGGAUCCGGGCAGCACCACGACGCCUCACACGAAGGUACGAACCAAAAGGAGUACAAGGUAGCCCCCGGGCAGGACAGCCAGGAGUACUACUCAGAGUCGGACUACCAACACCAGUAGCAAUAAGGUUUUAGGUGCUUAUAACCUAUUACGGCGGUUAUACAUUUUUUGACAGAUUGACAGUUUAGUUUUUAACGUUGGUACUAUGCAAAUUUCGUAAUGACGUAGGUUAGAUAUUUUUAUGUAUUUGUUUUAACCUAUGUAGAUCAUUUUAAAGAAUUAGAGAAAAGAAAGGUUUAGUAUGUAAUUGGAAAUGAUAACAAAACUUACACAUCAAAUGUCAUCGUUAGUAAUUUUUAAGUCAAAAAACUUGUAAACGCCGUAAUUAAAAAAAAAAACCAAUUAGAGUAGAACAAAAUAUCUUAAAAAUUUAUUUAUUCCAUCUCUUUAAGAUAUUCAUGUACCUACUUUAAUUGGGUUAGGUAGAUUAAUUAGAUGUAAAUACAAUGUCGUUGUUGUAAUUUAGAUCUUGUGAUACGAUAUGUUUUGUAACAUAUAUUUUUUUACUUUUAUAAAAGAAGUUAUUUAUAAUCGCUGAAAGUUUUUUUUGUGUGUGUUUUUUAGAACCGCACAUUUUAAACCUAGGCUCGAUAAAUUUACAUUAAGAUACUGUGUGAAAUAACGCGACAUGACCGAGUCAUUGAAAACAGAAAAUCAACUUGAAGAAAGUUUCUUAUUAAAACAAAAAUUUAUUAAAUUUUCAAAGUAUCUAAUAUGAAAUGACGAUGCCAAGUCGUGUCGUAAACACAAGCAGCAUCCAAAGUGUCAUCACUAACAUUAUAAUAAGUGCGAUGUCAUUCAGGUGAAAAACACAGAGAUGUUAUAAGAAAUAAAACGUUACUGUUACUA